AUGAUCAACUCUAAACCCCUUUCUUCACGAACCCAAACUCACUUUCAUUGCCCCUCAAAUUCAUACAAAACUUCAUUCAUCACAUCUUCAUCGCAUAUUUCCUUCAGUUUCAGAAAUACCCAUCUCAAAAACCCCGUAAUAUCAAUCAGGACUACCCGUAACUCACCACCCAAAUCCGCCGCCACCAACCAGUUGUACACACCGUCGCCCGAGGAAACCUUGUAUGACUUGCUGGGCAUACCAGAGAGCGGGACACUCUCCGAAAUCAAACGAGCGUACAAGCAAAUGGUGUUGAAGUACCACCCGGACGUAUCGCCGCCGGAUCGGGCCGACGAGAAUACGAUGAGGUUUAUUAAGGUCCAGGAAGCGUACGAGACGUUAUCCGACCCGGAUGCUCGAGCUAUGUAUGAUAAUAGCAUGGCGAAGGGAUUGCCCUCGGCUUUCUCCGGGAAGAAAGGGUCCCGGUUUGAGGUGAGACCGGAGGAGAAAACACGGUGGAAACAGUCGUGGCAGGUGCAGGUGGUGGAGCUGAAACGGAGGAGGACGGUGGAUCAGGGAGGGAGGAAGUCGUGGGCAUCCCGGAUCCGAAAGCAACGGAGUGAAACAUGGGCCCAUGGGGCGGACCCGGGUCAAUAA
This is a messenger RNA of Lactuca virosa, 636 nucleotides long. The record is from the annotation of a GenBank genome assembly. NCBI's taxonomy places the organism in Eukaryota, Viridiplantae, Streptophyta, Magnoliopsida, Asterales, Asteraceae.